Raphanus sativus (radish) is the source of this 746-nucleotide messenger RNA. RefSeq names its product protein DMP7. The coding region runs from base 1 to 603 and encodes 200 amino acids. The transcript is spliced from 2 exons. NCBI's taxonomy places the organism in Eukaryota, Viridiplantae, Streptophyta, Magnoliopsida, Brassicales, Brassicaceae. Gene Ontology annotation, biological process: endomembrane system organization. The record is from RefSeq and is a predicted model, not a curated record.
AUGGCGGAAACGCAGCACUUGUUGAUAGCGUCGUUACCAGAGGCACCAAGAAAACCAAAGUCGAAAGUACAGAAAGUGGCGAGGAAAGCAUUCAAAGGAACAGCUCAUCUCUCGAAUCUCCUCCCCACCGGUUCUGUAAUGGGUUUUCAAAUAAUGUGCCCUGUCCUAACCCAUCAGGGUCAGUGUCCAACCGUCGCUAGCCGCUGGCUCACCUGCUUUCUCGUCUUCGUCUGCGCCGUCUCUUGCUUCCUCCUUUCCUUCACCGACUCCUUUAGAGACCCACGCGGCAAGGUCAGGUACGGAUUAGCGACGCCUAGUGGUUUAAUGGUGAUGGAUGGAACGAUCACUCUAACUGAGGAAGAGAAGGAAAAAUAUAAGCUAAGGUUUAUUGAUUUCUUGCAUGCAAUCAUGUCAAUGCUCGUCUUCUUUGCAAUCUCCAUGUUCGAUCAGAACGUGAUCCGUUGCUUGUUCCCUGUUCCUUCCGAAGACACCAAGGAGCUCCUCACUGGUUUGCCUUUCAUCAUCGGCGUUGUUUGCGGCGGCUUCUUCCUCGUGUUCCCCACGCGCCGUCACGGCAUUGGAUCUCCCCUUACCAAAGAAUAGUUUCAUUAUCUCUAAACAGAGGAAAAGAAUAAAAGACAGAACACUUUUGUAGUAAACACACAAAAAACAUUUUUUUAACUUUCAAAUUUUGUUUCUAGAGGACAUGUAAUAACCAAAUCUUGUAAGAACUAUCUUGAAAAAAU